UUAUGAAGAGGAGGAGCUGAAAGAGAGACAGGUAUAUUCCAACUCAAACUUCAAAUUAUGGGUCAGACACCUGCCGUGAUCAGGCGCGGCUAGCGCGCUAACAUUAGCCGUCAGGAGGGAGUCCAAAAGUACACGCCAGCACAACAGUAGUGGUGACAGGACAGAAGAAAACUGGAUUACAAAACUUGAAUAUUCUCGUAUUCAAUCCAUCGGAGCAAUUUAACCUUACGUGUGCUGAUGUGACUAGUUCUGGAGACGAGAGCGAGCUCUUUUAUCUGGGAUCAUGUCUGUUAACGAGCUCUUUUCUAAGUACACCCGGGUUUGGAUCCCUGAUCCAGAAGAGGUAUGGAAAUCAGCAGAAAUCAUCAAGGAUUAUAAAGAGGGAGACUCAGUCCUUCACCUCAAAUUAGAAGAUGAAUUGCCACUAGAAUAUCCAAUUGGUCCCAAAGACAAUCCGCUUCCAUUUCUUCGUAAUCCUGAUAUUCUGGUAGGAGAAAAUGACCUCACGGCUCUCAGCUACCUCCACGAGCCAGCUGUGCUCCACAAUCUCAAGGUCCGCUUCCUGGAGUCCAAUCACAUUUACACUUAUUGCGGGAUUGUUCUGGUGGCCAUCAACCCAUAUGAGCAGCUACAGAUCUAUGGAGAAGAAGUCAUCAAUGCAUACAGUGGCCAGAACAUGGGGGACAUGGACCCUCAUAUUUUUGCUGUGGCAGAGGAAGCCUACAAACAGAUGGCCAGAGAUGAGAAGAACCAAUCGAUAAUCGUGAGUGGAGAGUCUGGAGCUGGUAAAACCGUCUCUGCAAAGUACGCCAUGCGCUUCUUCGCCACAGUAGGGGGUUCUGCCAAUGACACAAAUGUGGAAGAGAAAGUUCUGGCCUCCAGCCCAAUUAUGGAGGCCAUUGGAAACGCAAAAACCACCCGCAAUGACAACAGCAGCCGCUUUGGGAAAUACAUCCAGAUCGGCUUUGAUAGGAGAUAUCACAUCAUAGGUGCCAACAUGCGAACGUAUCUUCUUGAGAAGUCCAGAGUAGUUUAUCAGGCUGAGGAAGAGAGGAACUACCAUAUCUUCUACCAGCUCUGUGCUUCAUCAUCUCUAGCAGAAUUUAAAGAUCUUACCUUGACCAGCGCAGAAGAUUUCACAUACACCUCUCUCGGUGAGAACAUUUUCAUUGAAGGAGUGAAUGAUGCUGAAGACCUUGUUAAGACAAAAGAGGCUCUCACACUGCUUGGUGUGAAAGAGGGGCAUCAAAUGAGCAUCUUUAAGAUUAUUGCCUCCAUCUUGCACCUGGGGAACGUGGAGAUUGUGUCUGAGAGAGAUGGAGAAUCCUGCCAUAUCAAUAGGGAUGACACUCACUUGCAUCAUUUCUGUCGGCUGCUGGGCAUCGAGCAGGAGCAGAUGGAGCAUUGGCUCUGCCGCAGGAAGCUGGUGACCACUGCCGAGACGUAUGUGAAGAACAUGGGACAUGCCCAGGCAGUCAACGCCCGAGACGCCCUGGCCAAACACAUCUAUGCCCACCUCUUUGACUGGAUCGUGGAGCAUAUCAAUAAGGCCCUGCAUACCUCCACCAAACAACACUCAUUUAUCGGAGUGCUGGAUAUCUACGGAUUUGAAACGUUCGAGAUCAACAGUUUUGAACAGUUCUGUAUUAACUAUGCCAAUGAGAAACUACAGCAGCAGUUUAACUCGCAUGUGUUUAAACUGGAGCAAGAGGAGUAUAUGAAGGAGCAGAUCCCCUGGACACUUAUAGAUUUUUAUGAUAACCAGCCAUGCAUUGACCUCAUUGAAGCCAAGCUCGGUAUACUGGAUCUUCUUGAUGAAGAGUGUAAGGUGCCCAAAGGAACCGAUCAGAACUGGGCGCAGAAGCUGUACAGCCAGCAUACACGCAGCGAGCAUUUUGAGAAGCCCAGAAUGUCCAACCGCUCCUUUAUUGUGGUCCACUUUGCGGAUAGGGUUGAGUAUCUGUGUGAUGGCUUCUUGGAGAAGAACAGAGACACUGUCUAUGAGGAACAUAUAAACAUCCUCAAGGCUAGCCAGUUCCAGUUGGUGGCGGAUCUCUUCCAGGAUGGUAAAGAAGUUGCCACUCCAUCUUCUGCCAAAAACUCCAGAGUCAACGUCCGGGCGGCCAAGCCCAUGCCAAAAGGCCACAACCGUGAACACAGGAAAACUGUGGGCACACAGUUCAGGAACUCUUUACAUCUUCUGAUGGAAACACUGAACGCGACCACACCUCAUUAUGUGCGCUGCAUUAAACCCAAUGAUUUAAAGGAAGCUUUUGUAUUUGAUUCUAAAAGAGCUGUUCAGCAGCUACGAGCAUGUGGAGUUCUAGAGACCAUCCGGAUUAGUGCCGCUGGAUAUCCGUCCAGAUGGACAUAUCCAGAUUUCUACAGCAGAUAUCGGGUGCUCAUGACAAAGAAGGACAUGACCAUUGGGGAUAAGAAGCAGGUCUGUAAGAACCUGCUGGAGACUUUGAUCAAGGAUCCAGAUAAGUUCCAGUUUGGAAAGACUAAGAUUUUCUUCAGAGCAGGUCAGGUGGCUUAUCUGGAAAAGCUCCGAGCAGAUAAGUUCCGCUAUGCCUGUAUUAAGAUCCAGAAGACGGUGCGAGGAUGGCUACAGAGAAAUCGCUACCGCAAGAUCCGCAAGUCUGCCAUCACUCUGCAGAGAUACGGCCGGGGUUACCUGGCACGUAGGUAUGCAGAGAUGCUUCGUCUCACCCGAGCAGCAACUAUAUGUCAGAAACAAUACCGGAUGGUACGAGUUCGGCGGGAGUAUCUUAGAAUCCGUCAGGCUGUGAUCACCAUUCAGGCUUUCACCAGGGGCAUGUUCAUACGCAGAAUAUAUCAGGAGUUCGUGCUCCAUCACAAAGCCAUGAUCAUACAGAAGACUGUCCGUGGCUGGCUCGUGAGGAAGAAGUACCUCCACUCCCGAAAUGCUGCUAUCGUCAUCCAGUGUUUCUACAGGCAGGUGCGUGCCAAGCGGCAACUAAAACAACUCAAGAUAGAGGCCCGUUCAGCCGAACACUUUAAAAACCUCAACGUUGGAAUGGAGAACAAAAUUGUUCAGCUCCAGAAGAAGAUGGAUUACCAGUCAAAGGAGUAUAAAACUCAGAAUGAGCAACUGGCUGUUGCUAAUACCACUCUGGGCUCAGAAGUCAAUAAACUCCAAAAGGAAUUGGAGACCCUUCGGAUUCGGCAAACCGCUGGCACUUCACUGCAGGAGGAGCUUGAGAGGCUAAGGGUGGAGCUCCAGGAAGCCCACACCCAGAGGAAGCAGAUUGAAGAGGAGUUCAGCAAUGAGAAACAGGGGCUCAAACAGAGGGUGGAGGAGCUGGAGAAUGAGAACACACUCUUGAAAAAGGAAAAAGAAGAGAUGAACCGCAGAAUCCAGACCUCCGCUCAGGGUCAGGGAGGAGAUGUGCCUCAGAAGGAAAGCCGUCUGCAGUCUGAGCUGGAUGAAGAGAGACUGCGCUAUCAGAACCUUCUGAAAGAAUACUCCAGACUGGAGCAGAGAUACGAUAACCUGCAAGAGGAGGUGAAGUUCCACCCCGGCCAUCGCCGUAACCCCUCUAACCAGAGCAGUCUGGGCUCGGACUCCAACUACCCAUCCAUCAGCAUGUCAGAAGUUGGAGACACUGAUGACACCAUCCAGCAGGUGGAGGAAAUGGAUAUAGAGAAGGCCGCCAUGGACCUCAGUGUGUUCAUGAAGUUGCAGAAGCGAGUGCGAGAGCUGGAGCUGGAGAGGAAGAGGCUGCAGACCCACCUGGAGAAAGUGGAGGAGUUGAGCAAGCGCAAGGGUAGUGAGGCUAAGAGUUCCACGUCAGAGGACAUAAAGGCGGACCUGGCCUACAACAGUCUGAAGAGGCAAGAGUUGGAGUCUGAGAAUAAGAAGUUGAAGAAUGACUUGAAUGAGCUGAGGAAAGCAGUGGCCGACAGGGCCUUCGAGAACAACUCAUCCAAUGAGCUUCAGGAGAGUUACAACCUGCUGCUCAAUCAACUUAAGGCGGCCAGUGAGGAGUUGGAUGUGCGCAAGGAGGAAGUCCUCAUGCUCAAGACCCAAAUUGUCAACUCCACAAGCCAGACUUCCAAUGAUGUAUUGGGAUGGACCAACAACAAGAAGUCCCCUGACAUGGUGGAUGCUCCAGAGGCACAUGAGUCAAAGAAGCUGCUGGAGGCACAGCUACAGACACAGUCUCGACAACACCGGGAUGAACUAGAAGCUCUCCACACACAGAUUGAACUGCUGAAAGAUAAUCUAGAGAAGAAGCAGGAGAUGCUGAACCACUUCUCCACACUCUCUCCCGAUGCUCUGGUGGAGUUCAGUGUACAGCAGGAGAUCACACGACUCACCAAUGAAAACCUGGAUCUCAAGGAACUUGUGGAGAAGUUGGAGAAGAAUGAGAAGAAGUUGAAGAAGCAGUUGAGGAUCUACAUGAAGAAAGUGCAAGAGCUGGAAGUGUCUCAGGCAAGUAAGAGCCGGCCAGAACUUAACCGACAGGUCACCGUACAGAGGAAGGAGAAGGACUUUGAAGGCAUGCUGGAGUACUACAAAGAAGAUGAGGCCUUGCUAGUCAAGAAUUUAGUUACAGACAUGAAGCCCAAUGUUGUGUCAGCUACUGUUCCCUGCCUCCCCGCCUACAUCCUCUUUAUGUGCAUCCGCCAUGCUGACUACAUCAACGACGACCAGAAAGUUCACUCACUCCUCACCUCAACCAUCAAUGCCAUCAAAAAGGUCCUGAAGAAAAAUAACGAUGACUUUGAGAUGACCUCCUUCUGGCUGGCAAACACCAGUCGACUACUUCACUGUCUGAAGCAGUACAGCGGGGAUGAGGCGUUUAUGACCCAGAACUCUGCCAAGCAAAAUGAACACUGCCUGAAAAACUUUGACCUGGCGGAGUAUCGGCAAGUUCUGAGUGACCUUUCCAUCCAGAUCUAUCAACAGCUUGUCAGAGUGGCAGAGGCUAUCAUGCAACCCAUGAUUGUGUCUUCGAUGCUUGAGAGUGAGAGCAUCCCCAGUCUGGCCGGUGUGAAGCCUAUGGGCUACAGGAACCGCACGUCUAGCUUUGAUUGUGAGGAUGGGGGUCCGGCGGGCUACACACUGGAGGCCCUGAUCAGGCAGCUGGGACAGUUCUACACCACCAUGGCGGAUCAUGGCCUGGACCCUGAGAUCGGUGAGCAGGUGGUUCGGCAGCUCUUCUACUCCAUCAAUGCAGUGACCCUCAACAACCUGCUACUGCGCAAAGAUGUUUGCUCCUGGAGUACUGGCAUGCAGCUCAGGUACAACAUCAGUCAGCUGGAGGAAUGGCUGAGGGGAAAGAAUCUGCACCAGAGUGGCGCUAUAGCCACCAUGGAGCCUCUGAUCCAGGCUGCCCAGCUAUUACAGGUGAAAAAGAAGACUUCCCAAGAUGCCGAGGCCAUUUGCUCGCUCUGUACCGCCCUCAGUUUGCAGCAGAUUGUGAAAAUUCUGAACCUGUACACACCACUAAACGAGUUUGAGGAGAGAGUCACUGUGUCCUUCAUCAGAGACAUACAGAAUCGCCUCCAAGAUCGGAUAGAAAUCAACCAACUGCUGGUGGACACCAAGCACACCUUCCCUGUUCUCUUCCCUUACACCCCCUCAGCGCUCAGUCUGGAGACUUUACACAUCCCUGCCUCCCUCAACCUGGACUUCCUUACACGGGUCUGAAAUCUCAAUCUCUCAGUUUCAAUGUAAACUCUACUGAGUCAGACCUGCAGCCUGCAGAGAGAAGCUCAGGCCCACCGCAGAUCUGCUAACCCACGUACUAACAUCACCAUACGUGUGGCUGGGAUUUACAGUAUUAGCAUUUAACAAGAUGUACAGUCUCCCUCAACAACUUACUAUGGUGUCGAGAUGCUGUAGUCUGCAUUUUGACUUUCCUUGUAUGACACUCAACUCUGGUUUUCUCUGGGGUCAAUUUAAUAAAAGCAAGGCUACAGGCCAUUCUUUGGGGGGGCGGGGGGUGGAGUUGAAACACUAUAUUUGGACCGGGAUAUGUCUUUCACUAAUUCUUAUGAUUAAAUAACUUUAAUCUAAAUGAUUAUAUGAGGGGUUUGGGCUACUGAUAAAGAUUUAUUUAUCUGUAUUAGUAUGCACUGAUUUGUGUAUUUUAUUCCCUUUGCUUGUGUCGGUGCACUCUCUCAUAUCAGCAGCACCAUCGACCUGUUCACAGUGAUUUUUCUUUCCUAGAUGAACUUUUAAAGUCAUUACCAGUUGCCAAGAUUCAUUCUCACAAGCUCUAGCAAAAAUAAGCAGGAGAAAUCUCUGCAUUGCAGUGGAUCGGUCUCUCCAAAAUGGACUCGGACUCUUUUAACGCUUUUUUUUUUUUUUCCUCUGAGGAGGAAUACUGUCCUGUUCUUUUGGAGGUACAAAUGCAGAGACAUGGAGACCUGAAUUAGUUAAAGCCUCCAAAGCAGGCCCGGUCUGCUCUUCAGAUUGACAAUGGCAAGUUGAAGUAUGUGGAGCAGAGAGAGGACGUCUGUUUUAUGAGAGGAGUUUGAACUGGGAUAUUUAAUAAUCUUAACGGAAAUCAAAUGAUUGCUGUUUGUUGGGGGAAUAUUGACUGUGCUGGAGAGAAAGUCAUGUGCAAGAUGAAGAAAUGUAUGCUUGAUAUACACUCAGAUGAUUUAUUCGGUGUACAGGAAAGAUGUACUCAACUCCUAUUUGACUGUUCAAAAGUGUAAAUGUCACAUCAUACUUUGUACUUUUGCACAACUCUGUAAAUGAUUAUGUGCAAUCUAAUAGCAAUAACCACAAGCACUGUUUACUUUUUCUUUUCUUUUUUUCAUAAGAAGAAAAAAGAAUAAGGACCAUUUUAUAAAACUGAAAGAUUAGUUUUGCCAAUAGAAUGGGCUGUUCUGCAAGAGCAGUUCAUGUCAAAAUCUGUACUUUGGUAUUGUUUCGAAGCCAUAAUCCAUCUUUACAUUUAAAUAGAUUUUAGUGUUUCCAGUUGAAUGAAACAAUGGUCUCUGGUUUCCAUUGUGCGAAGCCUGUCAAAAUGAAUACAAAGCUGUCAAAUUCACAUGUAUCACACUAUUGCUCUCUGGAUAUCACUUUCUGGAUUUAAAUAGUUAUUUGAAUGCCAAUAAAGUAAAGACUCUAGAUUUUCAAAGUUGAUUAAUAUGUAAAUGUGUAAACAUGAGUGAUUUUAUGUUUACAGUUAUUUUUGCAGUGGGCUUUUAUGGUACAAUCCCAUUUGUUUUGUGUCUUGAAAAUGUUGUCUUCAUUUUUUACUGUCCUGUACUGAUUAUAUUUGUAACUACUCAAAUCUGUGUAGUGUAUAAUUACAGAAGCUGUUGUAUCACAAGCCAACAAAUAUAUUUUUCAUAAUUACUGCUAAUUUCACUAAACACUCAUACAUUUG
This is a messenger RNA of Myxocyprinus asiaticus (Chinese sucker), 7376 nucleotides long. RefSeq names its product unconventional myosin-Vb-like. Gene Ontology annotation, molecular function: microfilament motor activity; actin filament binding; ATP binding. NCBI's taxonomy places the organism in Eukaryota, Metazoa, Chordata, Actinopteri, Cypriniformes, Catostomidae. Gene Ontology annotation, biological process: vesicle transport along actin filament; actin filament organization. The record is from RefSeq and is a predicted model, not a curated record. The transcript is spliced from 39 exons. Bases 284 to 5680 code for a protein of 1798 amino acids. Gene Ontology annotation, cellular component: myosin complex; cytoplasm; actin cytoskeleton.